AUGGAAUUUGUAAGGUUUCCGAUAGUCUCAAUCCUCGAAGACAUGCUAGAAGUUCCCGAAGAGCACAACGAGAAGAGCCGCAACAAUCCUUCAAGAGCUUACAUGCGGGACGCAAAGGCAAUGGCGGCUACGCCAGCCGACGUGAUCGAGCACGCGAACGCGUACGUUUUCGUGGUGGACAUGCCUGGAAUCAAAGGAGAGGAGAUCAAGGUUCAGGUGGAGGACGAGAACGUGCUUGUGGUGAGUGGAGAGAGGCAGAGAGAGAACAAGGAGAGCGAGGGUGUGAAGUAUGUGAGGAUGGAGAGGAGGAUGGGGAAGUUUAUGAGGAAGUUUCAGUUGCCUGAGAACGCUGAUUUGGAGAAGAUCUCUGCUGUUUGUAACGAUGGUGUGUUGAAGGUGACUGUUCAGAAGCUUCCUCCUCCUGAGCCUAAGAAACCAAAGACUAUCCAAGUCCAAGUUGCUUGA
This is a messenger RNA of Brassica rapa (field mustard), 465 nucleotides long. Its product is annotated as 17.6 kDa class II heat shock protein. NCBI's taxonomy places the organism in Eukaryota, Viridiplantae, Streptophyta, Magnoliopsida, Brassicales, Brassicaceae. The record is from RefSeq and is marked validated.